Messenger RNA from Nomia melanderi (Alkali bee), 3664 nucleotides. It is a transcript of the gene HisCl1, whose product is annotated as Histamine-gated chloride channel subunit 1. Gene Ontology annotation, cellular component: membrane. Gene Ontology annotation, molecular function: extracellular ligand-gated monoatomic ion channel activity; transmembrane signaling receptor activity. Lineage: Eukaryota; Metazoa; Arthropoda; Insecta; Hymenoptera; Halictidae. Gene Ontology annotation, biological process: monoatomic ion transmembrane transport. The record is from RefSeq and is a predicted model, not a curated record.
CCCGGCAGUGGCCAGUGGCCGAGCGGCGAAUCAACCCUUCGCCGAUAAGAGGCGAGAGUCGCGCGUCCCCGAUCCUUCCAGGGGUUUCCCCGAGCUGCCAGCCGUGUCCGCCGACCGAAAAUCAGCAGUGCCCGCACCGGAAGUGAUCGGUGUGCCCGCAAUCGUGCGUCGAUCCCUCGGACAACAAGCGGCACGCGCGCUUUGCGCCGUUCACGGGCGAAUUUCCAGCGGCACGCGCCGUCUGCGUCGCGAUCCAGCGAAUCGCCAGCGAUACUCGCGCCUCUGGCUCGGGUGUUCCGAUCGAUCGUUCACGGCCGGCCGGUUCCAACGGGGAGAAGUCGAAUCAUCGGCGGCUCGCACGGUUCGCUGCCGGAUGAACCGAUGAUCGGCAGGCGAUCGAACCCGAUCGCCGACCGUCGAACCGACCGAACACUUUGAUGGAUAUUCGAGGGACCGUCCGGCGGACGUGGCUCGCUGGCUGAUAAGCCGGCUGUGCGAUCGUGAUAAGGAGCUCGCCUGGAGACAGACGAACAGGGAGGGGGCUGGUGGGUUGGACAAAGCGGAUCGGCACGGUAGAAUGUGCAGCUGAUCGGAAUGACGAGGCACUCUCUGGUGAUCCUAUGCUGCUACCUGUACACGCUCUUUGACAUGGCGGCCCUACACUUUUCCGAGGAAAUAUGCGAACCGGUACUCUCCACGGAGGUCGAAGCCUGGCACAUUAAGGUCGAUAGCCUAUCGUCCAGUACGUUUCGACUUUCGGCGAGAAAGCGUGGGUACCGGUUUUUUCCGAAGAUCGAAAGGGAGUCGGACCUCGAGGAGUACGGCAGGAAGGAGGCGUCUCUGUCGCUGAGGGACAUCCUCCCGUUGAACCCGAAGCAGUACGACAAACACAGGGCGCCGAAGUACUUGGGCCAGCCCACGAUUGUCUACUUCCAUGUCACGGUGCUCAGCCUCGACUCCAUAAACGAGGAGUCUAUGACGUACGUCGCGGAUAUAUUCCUGGCUCAAAGCUGGCGGGACUCUAGGCUCCGGCUUCCGGAGAACAUGUCCGAGGAGUACAGGAUACUGGACGUGGACUGGCUGCACAAUAUUUGGAGGCCGGACUGCUUCUUCAAGAACGCGAAAAAGGUCACCUUCCACGAGAUGUCGAUACCGAACCAUUACCUCUGGCUCUACCACGACAAGACCCUGCUUUACAUGUCAAAGCUGACUCUCGUUCUAUCUUGCGCGAUGAAGUUCGAGUCUUACCCGCACGACACGCAGAUCUGCUCGAUGAUGAUCGAGAGCUUGUCGCACACGACCCAGGACCUGGUGUUCAUCUGGAACAUGACGGACCCGCUGGUGGUGAACCCGGAGAUCGAGCUGCCGCAGCUCGACAUCUCGAACAAUUACACGACCGACUGCACGAUCGAGUACUCCACCGGGAACUUCACGUGCAUACAGAUCGUGUUCAAUCUGCGGCGUCGGCUCGGCUAUCACCUGUUCCACACGUACAUACCGUCCGCCCUGAUCGUGGUCAUGUCCUGGAUCGCGUUCUGGAUCAAGCCUGAGGCGAUCCCAGCUCGAGUCACCCUGGGCGUCACGUCGCUGCUCACUUUAGCGACUCAGAACACGCAGUCCCAGCAAUCACUGCCGCCGGUCUCCUACGUGAAGGCCAUCGACGUGUGGAUGUCCUCGUGCAGCGUGUUUGUGUUCCUGUCGCUGAUGGAGUUCGCCGUUGUCAACAACUACAUGGGCCCGGUCGCCACCAAAGCCAUGAAAGGGUACUCGGACGAGGACCUCAGGGAAGCCAUCGACGAGUUCAAAACACCGAUGAGGAACGAGUCCGAAAGAAGCAGGAGUCCGGUGAGGCCCGUGGUCGUACAGUACGACACCUGCUGCGAGGGUCGCGCGACGGCGAUCUACAUCGACAAGGUCUCCAGAUUCUUCUUCCCGUUCUCCUUCUUGAUCCUGAACGUCGUCUACUGGAGCACCUUCCUGUAGAAGGAGAGAAAGAGAGAGAGAGAGAGAGAGAGACGAUCGAGAGGCUCGCGAAAUCCUCGACAGCUGUCUCCCGCUUCGUGCCCGUUGAUCGUUACCGCCGUCGAUCCGCCAUUUUGUCGCGCGGCCGGGACCACGAAUCACCGAACUCAACGCUCCCGCGUCCUCGCGCGCUCGCGUCGCAACAAACAGUCGAGAAAGAUACUUCUAAACAGGAUUUCGCAUUGCGAUUACAGUAAACUCCCGUAUAACGCGGUUAACACGUUGACCGCCACGGUGGUUAUCGAUCACCGGAGCUCCCGAACUAAUUCACAACGGUUACGAUAAGAAAAUUGAUGUUGAAUGAACGUAUCUAUGUAACACGAGCAGCUAGACGAUAGCGUAAUAUCAGUACAAUAAUAACAGAUAAUUAAUAACUAUUUCCAAUGCCAUUUGCUUCUGUUAUAGGAGAAAAUUACUGUACGAAACGCUUGAAAUUCUCGUGACAGUCAACGUGUCGAUACGCUACGCGUUGUACGAAUUCGUUAUAGGCAGUUGCUGUACGAGAUUUUCCUCGUGUAACAAAUAAUAAAAAGUAUCACGUUCCAAAUGAUUAUUACCAUGCCGACUCUCUGUUUUAUGGAAACUAGAAUAAUCAGGGGACAAGAGAGAUCGGUAACAGAAAACGAUGCAAUGCUCAACUUGACAUUUUUCUAUAUCGCGUUGCACGAGGAAUCGCGUUGUAUGAGAACAAUUAUUAAAUCUUCGACGCGUUAUACGGGUGUCCAUUGUAUUAUCGAAAUUAAAGGGACAGAGUCGAUUCACAAGGAAACAAGAGAACUACCGAUCGAGGAACGAUUGAGCGACGGAUUUAACCAGCGGAAUGGUCCUUUUUUAUGAACGAAAGUUUGCUGAGAGAAUUCUUGGUGCCUUUUGCAUGAGGCUCGCGCAUACAUAUACAUAUAUACAUAUAUACAUAUACAUAUAGAUUAUAUAUAGACACAGAGAGGCGUGCCACGGGAGCCGGUUAAUUAACGAUAAGCGUCCUAGCAAUUAAGUCGCGUUAUGGUUCCUGGAAGGUGUGACGGAUCGAUUGAUCGCGGACCUGCUCAUCGGACUCCGCUGAUGUUCCCCGGGAAGUCGGGGGAUCGAUCUGCGACCUGAAUCCUGCUGCCCUGCGGGAGGAAAGGGAAUCUCCGCCGACGACCGUUUUACCAGGAUUGAUCGUUACUUUAGCCGUUUCGUCCCGUUACUCACUGUAAUCUCCUCCAGUUUUGUUACGAUAGAACAACACGCUCGACGGUACUUUCGAACGGCACCGUUCACGCGUUCGGCUUUGGUCUUCUUCGAAAAAUUACAGCUCGAUCCAUUCUCCAAGUAAACAAUCGAAAAUAAUUCAAGACUAAAUCUGACUUUCAUGAUUCUAAAUACUCGAGUAUUAUAGAUACGAAUUAAGUAAUCGCGAGACGAUCGUGGCCGAUGGAUGUUUAAUAGAUCAAUGGGGCAGAAAUGAAAGUUGACGAGCCUGGACGCGUGAACUUGGUCGUGCUUACGUCACAGUUGGUUCGUUAUAUGACAGAAAACUUUUAGGGACAAAUAAACGAUACAUUGAUGCGUAAUAGAAUCGUUAUUGCUCAAACGUGAAGACUCUCCGUCGUUUAAAAGGGAACAGUAAGAACAAAAUGUAAGGGAAAAGGGUAAUGAA